Molecule: messenger RNA, 1242 nt
Organism: Clupea harengus (Atlantic herring)
Lineage: Eukaryota; Metazoa; Chordata; Actinopteri; Clupeiformes; Clupeidae
Gene: ccdc89
Product: coiled-coil domain containing 89
Source: RefSeq, a predicted model, not a curated record
CAAGGAAACUUUGUGACAGCUCCCACUUGGAUAUCCACUGCUGAACACUGAUUUCCCCCAUUCUCACCCUCUUUGCAAAGACGAUACGCUAUGACAUCGCCACAGAAAAUCUCAAAAGACCUCAAGACUAUGAUCACGGACACAAAGCAGGAUAUGGACGAUGUGUACAAGGCAUUGGAAAAACUCCGCAGUUUGUCCCAAGAGGAUCGAGCAGAAACAGGCAUGUUGCGGUCAAGGAUCGACGAGCAAUCCAAUCUGAUUUGCAUCUUGAAGCAAAGAGCAGAUGAGAUGCUACUCCGGUGUCAAGCUCUAGAGAAAAUCAACACUGAACUUGAGAGUUUAAACGGUGCUGUACAAAUUGAACUUGACAAUGAAAAGAAGCGGUCCUCGCUACUAGAGCAGAGGUUCAUGCACCUGGCUGCAAACCACCAUGAGCUAAUCAAAUUUAAAGACGAGUACAAACGACAGAAUGCUGUAUUAACCGAAGAAAACAAACGUCUUCUGGAGGAAAACAAAAUGCUGUUUUGUAAAGAACUACAAGAGAAAGAGUCCAUAAUUUUGUCAUUGACCCAGGAAUUAAAGGAUCUUGCUCAGCAACACAUGAGAUUACAGGCUGAAUACCAGGAAAAAACGGCUGUGUUCCAAAGCAAGUUAAAGGAACUCAUGAAUCAACAUCAGACCAAGGAGGCAUCUUUGCAGCAUGAAUUACAGGACACUCAAGAACAACUGAAGAAUGCAGUUGAUAUGUGUGCAGAACUGGACCUUAGACUGAAACUUUCACAAGACAGAGACAACUUACAUGAGGCAAAAGUGCAGGAGAAAAUUGAAGUUUUAACCAAGGAGAAAGAAGAGCUCUUGGAUUUGUCUAUGCAGAGAGGGAAAAUUAUACAGGACAGACAGGUUGAGUUGAAAGAGCUGGAAAAGAAAUGUUUGCAAGCGGAAAAUUGCAGGAUUGCUGCAGAAGACAGGUUUGCAACUGAAGCAUCAUCUGUAAACGGAAAUCUGAAAGUGAAGGAACUUCAGCUGUCCCUUGGCGCUGCUGAGAAGGCAUAUGGCGAUAUCAAGAAGGAUUUUGAAGCUUAUAAAAAGCACAGCUCUGAUCUACUUGCAAAGGAGAAGGAGCUAAAUGCCAAGCUGCGCCAUGUGACUGGUUGAGGGCCUCAUCCCAUCACCCAUCAACAUUAUACAUCAUAAUGUGGCAUUUUCUUUUCUCAUUAAAAAUUGGCAUGUUAAUGGUCUUAA